This is a messenger RNA of Neospora caninum, 1050 nucleotides long. RefSeq lists its product as uncharacterized. Gene Ontology annotation, biological process: protein phosphorylation. NCBI's taxonomy places the organism in Eukaryota, Apicomplexa, Conoidasida, Eucoccidiorida, Sarcocystidae. The record is from RefSeq and is a predicted model, not a curated record. The coding region runs from base 1 to 1050 and encodes 349 amino acids. The transcript has 4 exons. Gene Ontology annotation, molecular function: protein kinase activity.
AUGGGUCUUGAGACUGGUCAGGAUGCUCUUGCCCAUGGUUGUCGUACGGUUAAUCUCAAGGACACUGAAGCAUGCACGCAAAGUGGGCAAGACGCGAGAGACUUGCUAAUCUCCAGCCGUGUUAUGCCUCAUGACGAAAAGCUUUUGUGUUUGAAUCUAUGGCGUGGCGGUACUGCCAGUGCCUACUCCAUGACGCAAGAGAACGGACCGAAAAUUGCGCUCAAAAUCAUGAGUAGGUAUGUUCGAGUGGGUAAUUCUGCAGCAGUUCUGUCAGUUGGCGUGUUGGCCAUGCAAAUUCUGCGUCGGGAGGCAGGCGUUGUCGUGCUUCUAGGCACUCAAGAUCCUGGUGAUACUCCUCAAAAACAUCGUCUACUGGUCCUCAGUGACAUGCCGCAGCUCCCAGGCAAAAAGAAUUGGUUCUCCCCUGAACAGUCAAGGAUGAUCUAUAUUUUAUGUGCCCCGUUUCUUGACAGCACCACAAAGAGUUUCGAAGCAAGAAUAUCCGCAGCAGCUCAGAUGGCUAAAAUCGUGGCGAGAUUCCAUCACAAACUCCUGGUCCAUGGGGACGUCAAGCCGUCGAACUUCUUCGUAUCCGACAAUGGAAUGGUGCUCCUAGGCAACUUUUUGUCCGUGUUUCUGCGAGGCGAACUGUCUAUUAACAUCAGAAUGGCUACCCAAUUUUCUGACGUGUGGGUGGAGCUGAAUCAGAAUUCCUACAUACUCGCCUUCACGACCUACUUCAUCUGGUGUAGUCGACUACCAUGGGGAAUGCCCAUCGAUGAACGAGCUUACGACAGGAUCGUCGCCCCCCUCGAUCACAACAGGCCAGAGACGGUAAACUUCGGCAACUGCAAUGAGAUGCCCUCUGGCAUCCAGCAGGACAUUCAGGCUCUUCCUAGCGAAAAACCCCAGACAGCGUUGACUCCUGAAAGAGCCCUUGCUGAACUGAAAAUCUUCAAGCCCUAUCCCCCCGAAUCUGCUGCACAUGCACAGUGUACUCAUUCAUGUGAGCACGAAAAUGUGGACCGCUCUAGGAUCAGGAGCAUGUGA